AUGGAAGGUGAACAAGAAGCUAAUGAUAAAACAAAAAUAAGUGAUGCAUUUCCUGAUGAGGAGAUCCUAGCAACUGCCAUGGAAACAUUGCCCUGCUUUGGAAAAUAUGGAGUGAAACAGCACAAAGUGGCUACUCCGUACCACCCGCAAACCAGUGGGCAAGUGGAGGUGUCGAAUCAUGAAGUUAAGGCCAUCCUAUCCAAGACGCUGGUCUAUGGAAAAGCAUGCUAUUUGCUAAUAGAGCUGGAACACAAAGCUCUAUGGGCACUCAAGUGGUUGAAUUUGAAUUGGAAGGAAGUAGCAGAGAUGAUACUAGGGAAACUGAAUGAGAUGGAUGAAUUCCAUCUUAGGGCAUAUGAACGAGCAUAUUUGUAUAAAGAGAAGAUGAAAAAGUACCACAAAUGGAAAAUAGAGAAACGAGAGUUCAAAAAUGGGGACUUGGUGCUUCUAUUUAAUUCCAGACUUAAAUUGUUACCAGGGAAGCUGAAAUCUAAGUGGUCAGGUCUUUUUAAGGUAAAUCAAGUCCACUCAUCUGGAGUAGUAGAGCUCAAAAAUGAAGAUGGCAUUACAUUCAAGAUACUAGUGAACGGGGAGGAACCCAAAGAAAAGAAAAAUAAAUUAGCUGAAAUCUGGUGCAAAUGA
Molecule: messenger RNA, 642 nt
Organism: Capsicum annuum
Lineage: Eukaryota; Viridiplantae; Streptophyta; Magnoliopsida; Solanales; Solanaceae
Exons: 4
Coding region: 1-642 (213 amino acids)
Molecular function (GO): nucleic acid binding
Source: RefSeq, a predicted model, not a curated record